Molecule: messenger RNA, 468 nt
Organism: Zygotorulaspora mrakii
Lineage: Eukaryota; Fungi; Ascomycota; Saccharomycetes; Saccharomycetales; Saccharomycetaceae
Exons: 1
Coding region: 1-468 (155 amino acids)
Source: RefSeq, a predicted model, not a curated record
AUGUCCGGACGUCCGGUCCUUACUUUCUCGGACACACCCCAUCGCACCCGGACAGCCGGACUGUCCGGCGGUCCUAUUUCGCAGGCAAUGGGUGUUCCCGCAACUGCCCACCGCCACAGUUCCUGCAGAUCCGCUUUACAUCACCGUGAUGCGUUGGCCGCAAUUGCUGCCGCAUUGUGCUCUUAUUUGAGUCAUCGUUGCAUGACCAUGGGCCGCCGCAUUCUGUGUUCUGAUUGGUCGAUGCCUCUUACCGCACUGAAAAAAAAACUAGUGCGGUGUGUGACGCGCAAAGUUUUUCUCUUCUCUGUGCAACUCGAUGACGCCGUGAAAAAAAAUAUCAUCGCUCUCAAGGGCCAGGUUUGGCCUGGUGUUGCCUGGAUUUCCUUGACAUCAAUGGGAUCUAGAAGGAAGAGGAUGAAGUUGUAUAAAUAUCAGUUAAACGUUCUUUUGGGCGGAUUUCUUGUCUAG